ACAACAACAAAUUUCGUUCAUUGUUCAUUUAUUUUGAUCUGAAAAUAAUAAUAUAUAAAAUUGAAAACUUUUGUGUAACCUUAUACCUUUCUGGAUACAUUUACAAUUGUUACGAUAAAUUAUAAGAAGUGUACCAAAAAUGAGCAGUGAAAAACUUACCUCGGAGCAAAAAUCCUUCCUAGAAGAAUGUAAUUUAGAAUUUUCUGAAAGAUACACUGAUGCAGACAUUGAAUUCAUGAAAAUAUUCGAUUCAGAAAUACCUCCGCCACCAAUUGUAUCACCCUGGUAUGGUAGACGCAGAUUCAACAAUAGGGAUAGACCAGGAGGAAGCUACAAUAACUACAGAAAUAGGGAUAAUAGUGAAAAUAACAGAGGUAGGGAGUCCAGGGAUCAUUACCAAAGGGAGGAUGGGGAGUAUAGGCAUCCUCAGCAGGAUAGAUACAGACCUUAUUGAAUGAAUAUAUAUUAUUAAUUUUUAAUUAUUAAUAAAUAUCUUAUAUAUUUUAACUUUUAAUUGAUUUUGUGUUCAUAUAAACAUGUUUUUCU
This is a messenger RNA of Diabrotica balteata, 546 nucleotides long. The record is from the annotation of a GenBank genome assembly. NCBI's taxonomy places the organism in Eukaryota, Metazoa, Arthropoda, Insecta, Coleoptera, Chrysomelidae.